This is a messenger RNA of Misgurnus anguillicaudatus (oriental weatherfish), 3756 nucleotides long. RefSeq names its product putative helicase mov-10-B.2. Lineage: Eukaryota; Metazoa; Chordata; Actinopteri; Cypriniformes; Cobitidae. Gene Ontology annotation, molecular function: RNA binding; 5'-3' RNA helicase activity. The record is from RefSeq and is a predicted model, not a curated record.
GUUAGGUUUCACUUCUUCUUUCCUGUGUAAUUGAAAUAGGCUGUGUGGUGAAAAGCCGUUCGUGAAAUUUCUUUGACUCUGUAAAUUACCACAGAGCUUUAGGUAUCGGAGUCAAAAAUAAUGAGCAGGACAAAGAAGCUUACAUGGGCCGAUGUACGUGCAGUUGGAUUGGAUUUUCUAGAGCUGCUGGAAGAAACAAAUAGGAGAUCUAUAACAGAUAGAGCCAAACUCAAAUACAUAUACAAUGAAGAGUUUCGGAACAGGGAUGGUGUAAAAGAUCCAAACUUCUUUAAAGUCCUCCUUGCACUGCAGAACUGCAACAAAGCUCACGUCAGCAGAUCAGGACGCGUUUACUUCAACGCCAAUGUCAGGAGGAGGUUUCAUGACCAGUGGUUUAGACCCUAUUGCAAAAGCAACAACCAAACUAAGCCCAGUCAAACUAAUGGUAGCUCACCAGCACCUUUUAGUGGCCCGAAGGCCACCGUUCCAGGUCCAGAGGGUGGAGUCAAAGGAAGAAGAAAACUUGCAAAAGAAAUUCUGCAACGACUUAACAGUACAGACAGGUCUGUGUUUAUAGCUGAUAAGUUUGGGGUGCGGGUGUUUUCAGAGGUGCCGAUGGAGGAUGGCAAGAUUCAGAUCUGUGUGGACAGAGCAGAGGUUUAUGAGCUGAAGCUGUUUGUGGAAAACACUGGUCAAGAGGUUGUGUAUUUCACAUACUACACACCACUCCACUGGCUGCAGUGUUUUACUCUGGAAGACAGCAAAAAAGUGACACGCGACAAUCCGUUAUGUUUGAAACCACGUGAGCAGUAUGAAGUAACUGUGAGAUUCAAAUCCAAUCAUGUUGGAGUUUAUUUAGCUACCCUGGCAUUUGAAUUCAAGAAAAACACCCAAGCCAACACACAACCCUUUCACAUUGUGCGAUUCAUCGAAGCUGUGUACAGGACUAAGCUUGCAACCUUACUAGGCCCCGUUGAGCCAUUUAAACCCCUACGGCUUGACACUUUUGAACAAGAAAACUGCACUGUGGAUGAAGGUGUUCCACCUGAGGGUUUCGAUCUGAACUUUCUGAAAACUGUAAUGCCACUGGGGCAGUACACACCUCCCGUUCACAUCUCUGAGCUGGCCAAGAUGAAAGACAACUGUACAUCCUGGAGCCUUAACGGAAAGUUUCAAGAACUUAAGUCAUUACUGCAGAGUAAGCUGGAGUUUGAAAACUAUGCAGAACGCUUUGACUUACUGCUGUACCUGGAGGAAUGUCAGAUGCAUGUUGACAUCAAGAGAUAUAACAAAGACAAUGUCACCCUAGUGAGGGACAAAGAAGACAAAAGACUGAUGGUGUUAAAUCUUCCUGGUGUGUCAGAAAACCGACCAUCUGUUCUGAGAGGAGAUCAUCUGUUUCUCACCAAGAGUGAGGAAGUCUUUACCUCAAAUGUAAUUAAAUACAAGGGCUACGUCCACAGUGUAGAACUGGACAAGGUCAAACUGGGCUUCUCAAAAAGGUUCCUUGACAGUUUCAUAAAUAAAAUGAAAUUCCGUGUAGAGUUCGUGGUUAAUCGUCUACCAAUAAGACUGCAACACAGAGCUGUACACAUGGCAGUCCAGCACAACCUUAGAGAUGUGCUAUUCCCUGUGGGGUCAAAGGACAUGACCCCUUUGUCUCCACCUUCUCUGAGACUCUUUGAUUCAAAGCUGGAGUGGAACCAUGAACAGUACACAGCAGUAUGCAACAUUGUGGCUGGUGUGUCCAAGCCGGCACCAUACUUGGUGUUUGGUCCUCCCGGCACUGGCAAAACCGUUACUAUAGUGGAGGCCAUCAAACAGGUAGAGAAGAAUGUAUCUGGUGCCUGUAUUCUAGCAUGUGCUCCAUCGAACAGUGCCGCUGAUCAACUUUGUGAAAAACUGAUCAGCAGCCAACAUGUUGACAAAGCCAAAAUCUUCAGACUUUAUGCCAGUUCACGCAAUCUAAAAGACAUCCCUAACGCCAUAGUGAAAAACAGCAAUGUGGAGGGGAACAUGAUUGUUUUCCCAUGUAAAGAGGAUCUUAUGUCAUACAAAAUCCUGGUCAGUACGCUGGUUACUGCAGGCAGACUGGUCAGUGGGGGAUUUCCUGUGGGUCAUUUCACUCAUAUUGUUGUGGAUGAAGCUGGACAUGCUAUGGAGUCAGAGCUCAUAAUCAGUGUGGCAGGACUGUUGAAUGCUGAGACUGGACAGCUUGUUUUGGCAGGAGAUCCCAGGCAAUUGGGCCCAAUUCUCAGAUCUCCUAUUGCCAUUAAUCAUGGCCUUGAUGUCUCUUUGCUGGAAAGGCUGAUGACCCAGAACGAUCUUUAUAAGAAGGAUGAGAACAUGGAAUUUGAUAAACGCUAUGUCACCAAACUGCUUCUGAACUACAGGUCUCAUCCAUCCAUUCUGAAAGUCCCUAAUGAGUUGUUUUAUGAUGGGGAGUUGAAAGCAUGUGCAAAUGAGAUCAGCUCUAACCAAUACUGCAAUUGGGAACACCUGCCCAAACAAGGAUUUCCUGUCAUCUUCCAUGGAGUGCCUGGGAAGGAUGAGAGAGAGUCAAACAGCCCCUCAUUUUUUAACACCUUUGAAAUCGACAUCAUAAUGGGAUACCUGGAGAAACUACUCCUGACACAGGCCAAGAAGGGUAUCGCUAAAAUCUCCCCCAAAGAGAUUGGCGUUAUUGCUCCCUACCGAAAACAGGUGGAAAAGAUCAGGCAGGCCAUCAAUACACAUGAAGAGAUCCAAAAUUGUAUGAACAUUAACAACCUUAAGGUUGGAUCUGUGGAAGAGUUUCAAGGCCAGGAAAGGAAAGUGAUCAUAGUGUCAGCUGUUCGGAGUAGUGGGAAAUUCAUCAGUUUGGAUGAAAUGUUUAACAUUGGGUUUCUCAAGAAUGAGAAGAGAUUUAAUGUGGCAGUGACGAGAGCCAAAGCUCUGUUCAUCAUGGUAGGAAACCCCAUCAUUUUACGGACAGAUGCAAACUGGGGCAGGUUUAUUGAUUUCUGCACCGAGCAGGGUGGUUACAUUGGAUUUCAUUUUACCAGUGUAGAGAGAAUAGAGGAAGUUGAAGAGCGUCUGCUUGCUCUUAAUAUCCAGGAGACCAGUGUGGAAACAGAAGAAAGUGUCGUCCAACAGUAUCUAAAUCCUGAGUGGAGACAUGAACACUAACAAAUUGCCAGAAUUUCUUUGAACGUCUCCAGAAACUCUUCCCUAACCUGGUCACAUCCCAUUCACUUCUAAAGCGUCAAUGGAUUUAACUUGCACUAAAUGAUGUAAUAUUCAAACAUGAUUAAUAUGAUGUUUAGAUAGUAAACAUUUUAGCAGAUUUACAGAAAAUAUAUGAAUUUAUAAUUUAAUGAAUCAAAAUUAUGUGAAGAUUAUCAGAUGGACAAACGGUUUUACACCUUUCACCCAUCUCCCACUGUUGUACAUGUGAUUAUUUGGCCCAUCAGAGUUUUUAAAGUGCUUUCUUUUGUUGAAUACUAUCUACAGCAGCAGUUACCUUCCUGGACCAUAAAUCUUCCUGCUCCAGGUCACCAGCCUUCCCUUAUAGACUUCUUACGUCUCCUAUUGUUUCUUUUUGGUUUCAAACACUUUAGACCAUUAUAAUGUGAUCAGAGAAUUUGCAGCUUCUGGCUUGAAUUUUACUGUAUAUAGUCUUCUUUCCUUUUUCUAGUCUGUUAACCCUGAUUUUGUUUUAAUCCUAAUAAAUAAGCAUUAUUUAAUACAUUUUUUAAUUAUAUAUUUUAAUAUAUU